This is a messenger RNA of Cladocopium goreaui, 762 nucleotides long. The record is from the annotation of a GenBank genome assembly. NCBI's taxonomy places the organism in Eukaryota, Dinophyceae, Suessiales, Symbiodiniaceae.
AUGAUGAUCAAGUGCUUGCGAGGUGUCGAGGGCUCAGCUGCAUCACCUUGUACUCGCGCUCGAACGGUACUGCAGCUCGCUACUCCUGGCCUCAUGCCGCUGCUCCCUUUGCCAUCGUCUAUCAUUGUGGAGAGCCUUCUUCCAUGGUUGCACGCGGGCUCGGUCUUUCGCUUGGCUACCACUGCGCGCUUUGACGACCCUCUCCUUGCAACUUUCACGUCGCAGGCACGGACUGCGCUGCAGGAGUUGCCCAUCGCCUUCGAAGAUGUUCUACUCACUGGCAUGAACGUGCCUGUCUUCGAACAUCGACGCGUGCCUCGGCUCAUUCUGGUCCCAUCUGCCCCAGAACAGGCUACAACAGCUGAGAAGGUGCGAGCCUUUGCGGCAAUCAGGUACAAUCUGCUUGAAGAACGGCCUGGUGAGUUUGAGCGCCACAUGUUGCAGGAGGACGAUGCUAUGGUUGGUCCGAAUUUGCAGGCCUGGAUUGGGUGCUACAACCACGAUCUCGGACUUCCGGCCGCCUACGACGAAAGCAUUUUGCAGUUGCAGUCCGUGCCUACUGGCUAUGUCUGGUUCGACCACGUGCGCCGGGAAGCCUUGGGAGUGACUGUCCAGCAGGAGAUUUUGCCGCCGCAAGAAUGGGCCACCUGGGGGUCAAUCUUUCUGUUGUAUGCCGAGCACCCAGUGAAUGACUUUGUGCUUGCGUUCUGGGAGCCGGAAACGGCUAAUGGAAGAGCCAUUCCACCGCCGCUCCCGGAAUAA